Messenger RNA from Betta splendens (Siamese fighting fish), 12308 nucleotides. RefSeq names its product SMG1 nonsense mediated mRNA decay associated PI3K related kinase (gene smg1). The transcript is spliced from 64 exons. Gene Ontology annotation, biological process: phosphorylation; nuclear-transcribed mRNA catabolic process, nonsense-mediated decay. Gene Ontology annotation, molecular function: protein serine/threonine kinase activity; protein binding. Bases 154 to 11109 code for a protein of 3651 amino acids. Gene Ontology annotation, cellular component: nucleus. NCBI's taxonomy places the organism in Eukaryota, Metazoa, Chordata, Actinopteri, Anabantiformes, Osphronemidae. The record is from RefSeq and is a predicted model, not a curated record.
UCUCAAAUGUCAAAGAAGAAGAAAGGGUACCGUAAGCUAGGUUUAACGACAAUUUGCUAAUCGACUUGUGAGAGUUUACAAACAUAAGAGUAAAAUCCCUGAGGAGAGACACGGUUGCCGCUGUUAGCGGGUCAUGCAGGUCUGUAAAAGGUAAUGAGCCAUAAAGCCUCGGGGUCUUGGCUCAGCGGCGCCCAUAAACUGCAGCCACACUGGAAUGACUGGCAAACGAGAAGUGAUAGUGUGUCGUCCAGUCAGGACGGAGUGAACCUCAGAGAGCUUGGUUCAGAAGAAUUGUAUGACGUAUUACCCUCCAGCAGUUCUGAACAGGCAGCGGUGCUCAGCGAUGCCUACAUUGCUGAUUACACACACCAAGAGGGUGGAUAUGAAGCUGGUCAAGAUGUCAGUGAUGCUACGCAUGGUUGGAAGUCGCUGGGGCAAGAGUUGAGGUCCAAUGACUUGACAACAAAUCUGACAACUUUUCAGCAUGGAAAACGUGCUAUAGCUUCAAAGGAUAUGAGGAAAUCACAGGACAGAGGGGUGGCUCACUCAGAGGAGUCUCGGCUGGCCAACCUCCUGCGCCGAGUCUCCAGGGAGGACGAUCGUGACCGUAGACUGACUACCCUCAAACAGUUAAAGGACUUCAUCAGCCACGGAGAGAGCAAAGUGACCCUGGUCAAACAGUUGGACGUCAUCCUCAGCACCUUAAAUGACAUUUUGAAUGAAAGCAGUAAGCUGUUGUGGGAGUUGCGUCAGGACGCAGCAGCCUGCCUGGGUGUCCUCUGCACCGUACUUAGCUAUGAGGCUGAGCGCAUCUUCAGGUGGCUCUUUGGCAAGUUCAAUACAAAUGCCCGUGAUGAGGUGAAGCUGUUGUACCUGGUGGCAGCGCAGUGUGCUUUGGAGGCUGCUGGAGAGAGGAAGGCUUUCUCUCACAUCAUGCAGCUGGUGAUGAGCAACCUACAGUCCAUCUUGGAGAAUGUGGACACACCAGAGCUGCUUUGUCAAAGUGUAAAGUGUAUUCUGCAGGUGGCUCGUUGCUACCCACAUGUCUUCAGCACUAACUUCAGGGACACAGUAGACAUCCUGGUGGGCUGGCACAUUGACCACACACAGAAGCAGUCUCUCACAGAACAGGUCUCAGGAUGGUUACAGAGUCUGGAGCAGUUCUGGGUGGCAGAUCUGACCUUCUCUACCACCUUGUUGGGGCAGUUCUUGGAGGAUAUGGAGGCUUACGCAGAGGAUCUGAGCCACGUGGUGUCGGGUGAUGUCCUGGAUGAAGAUAUCCCCCCUCCCUCAGUAUCACUGCCUAAGCUGGCAGCUCUGCUGAGGGUUUUCAGUACAGUGGUCCGCAGCAUCGGAGAACGAUUCAACCCCUUCAGAGGACCACCCAUCACUGAAGUCUAUGUCACAGAUGUUUUAAACCGCGUUCUGUCGUGCGUGACUACAGCAAAGCAGGUCCAGUUCUCCGAGGCAGUUCUCACAGCGGGGAACGAGUGUGUAGGCGUGUUGCUGGCUAGUGUGGAGCCCUGCGGUCAACUGAUGGAGGCUGUCCUCGCCUAUGGUCUGGAUCAGCUGGAGUGCUGCCAGGCCUGUGGCACAGACUACAAUCUAGCAGUGCUGAGCCUUCUGACUCUGAUUGUGGAUCGCAUCAACACAAAACUCCCUGUGCUCUUUGUUGAAAAAUUGUUGGUGCCGGAUUCCCAGCUUCUGAAAUUGCGCUUUCAUCGAGAAAAAGAGGUGAUAUCAGCUGUUCACGGUGUCUACCAGGCACUGCUGAGUUUGAAGAACAUUCCAACUCUCGAGGCAGUUUACAAACUGGUACUGGGUGAGAUGGCAUGUGCCCUUUCCAGCCUGACCUUAACCCUGGAGCCCAGUGGCAGGGCCCCAGCGGCUGAUGACAUCUGCCACAGCAUCCAGCACCCUGCGUUUGUAUCACUUACUCUUCCACUGGAGAAGGCCCAGUUCACCCUCAUCUUCAACCUUGGCACUCUCACCACCAUCGGCAACACCAAGAACUCUCUCAUCGGGAUGUGGGCAUUGUCUCCGACAGUCUUUGCUCUUCUCAGUCACAAUCUGAUGCUGGUUCACUCUGAGCUGGCUGUCUACUACCCUGCUGUCCAAUAUGCUGUUCUCUACACCUUGUACUCCCACUGUACCAGACAUGAUCAUUUCAUAUCAUCUAGUCUGUCCUCAUCUUCUCCCUCCCUGUUUGAUGGUGCCGUCAUCAGUACAGUAACGACAGCAACAAAGAAACAUUUCAGCACGCUACUAAGCCUUCUGGGAGGUCUGUUGGUGAAAGAGCACCUCCCUACUGAAGCCAGGAAGCUGCUGCUGACCUGGGCCCAGGAAAUCUCUGUACUGAUGAAGAAGUCCGACACCUAUAGUCCUCUCUUUUCUCUUCCUUCCUUCACCAAGUUCUCAAAGGGCCUGCUGUUUAAUGCUCUGAAUGAAGAUCAAAGCAUCUGCUUGCAGACCUGCCACAGUUUACAGGUUCUCUCUUCAUCGUUGUCCACUGAGCUGCUGCAGAGGUGUGUGGAUGUAUGCCGAGUCCACCUGGUUCACUCAGCAGUGAGGGUGAGACAGGCCUAUGGAAAGCUGCUCAGGUCAAUCCCUCUGGAUGUAGCUUUAAGUAACCACAGCCACCCUGAGAUGAGGGAAAUGUCACUGGCUAUCCGCCAUCACAUGAGCAGAGCGCCAAGCAGCACCUUCCAUCCCCAGGACUUCAGUGACCUCAUCAGCUUCAUCCUAUACGGAGUCCUGCACCGAGGAGGAAAGGACCCAUGGUUGGAACGUCUCUACUACAGCUGUCAGCGGCUUGAGAAACGUGACUGUCGAGGAGGUGUCAACGGCAGCUGGCCAGAUGCAGUGCCGCGGGCGCUGUUAAAGACAGAGGUUGUAUUGUGGCAAUGGGCAGUGUGGGAGGCUGCGCAGUUUACCGUACUGUCCAAACUCAGAACCCCGCUGGGCCGAGCUCAGGACACUUUCCAGACCAUUGAAGGUAUAAUCCGUAACCUGGCUGCCCACAGCCUCAACCCAGACCAGGACGUUGGAGCAUGGGCUGGUGCUGGAGGUGAUGGGGACGGGCACCACUCUAACCAGCUCCGCCUUGCUCUGCUGCUUCAGUACCUGGAGAACCUGGAGAAACUCAUGUACAAUGCAUAUGAGGGCUGCGCCAAUGCCCUCACUGCCCCACCAAAGGGCAUAAGAACAUUCUUCUACACCAACCGUCAAACAUGCCAGGACUGGCUUACAAGGAUCCGACUGGCACUAAUGAGAGUUGGCCUUCUGUCUGGACAACCAGCGGUUACCAUUCGUCAUGGCUUCGACCUUCUGACAGAAAUUAAGAACACCACCACUCAGGGUCCGGAGCUGGAAGUUCUUCUGAUGUUGCUUGUGGAGGCUCUCUGUGAGCUGCGUUGUCCUGAAGCCAUACAGGGGCUGGCAGCCUGGAGCCUCUUAACCUUGGGCAAAAGUUUGAGCUGGUUGUCAUCAGUUGCCCUGCAGGCUGAAGGACGGUUUGAGAAGGCCGCUCUUGAGUUUCAAGACCAGCUGUCUGCUGUAACAGGGAUGGACUGCAGCAUCAAAAAUAAUGAAUGCAGUUUGAUCAAAGUAUCAAGUAACACUAGCAGCCCAAAGCACACCAGCAAUGGUGAAAAUCGGAAGACAGUGCUGUUGAAAUCCAGUGAGUGCUCCCCCGAGGUGAUCAACUUCCUGGCUAACAAAGCAUGUCAGUGUUACGUGGCCCUGUGCGAUUGGGCCUCUGUUCGGGAGUGGCAGUCCACGGUCCAUGCUCUCAAACAGAACUCCAAAAAUCCAGUUACCAUUAACCUUAGGACAGAUUUCAACUACAUCCAGGCUCUGAGCCGCUUCGAGGAUGGAGAUUUGGCUGAAUGUGGGGCUCAGCUAGAGCUGCUGCCUGGAGAGGAUUAUAGCUCCCUAUCCAGCAGCAAGGAUAAAUUAGAUCUAAAGAGGCUUCUGCCCUCCAUGAGUCCAGAUCCCACUGAACUGCAGAGAGCCAUUGAAGUGCAGCUCCUUCGAAGUGCUGUUAGCGCUAUGAUGAAAGCCAACCAGCAGCAGGAACAGAAGACCACAGCCAAUCCAGAUACUUUAGUGCGUUGCCUGAAACAGACCGGACGGAUCUGUUUGGGUCCUCUCCGCUUGUCCACCCUUACUCUCUCUGAUGCCCUCCCCACUGUACCAACCCUUCAGCUCCACUGCGCUGCCACCCUGGAGAGUGCAGUGGGUGGACAAGAGGACUUUGUCAUUCCUCUGUACAGUGAUGCUCUGACGUCCUGUAAGCAACAGGACAUUAGACCUUUUCUUCAGGCCCUCAGAUACACCACGUUCCAGAGACAGUUCCUCAACAAACUAAAAGGAUGCUCCUCCACCGUUGACAGCCAUAUAAUGGAGCUUUGUCUGACUUCUGUCAAAUUUGCCCGUAAAAAAGGCAACAUUGCCCUGGCAUCCCGCCUUCUUAACCAGUGUAGAGAUGGGACACAAGACGAGAAACGGCAGGAUGACCUGAGUGAAAGCUUCAAACAUCUUACACUUGAGGGGACUCUGGAGGAAAAAUGGGGACCAGAGUUGCAGAUAGAAAAAGCCAAAGUCCUGAGAGCUGCAGGUCAGUCCAUGACGGCCAUGGAAAUGCUGAGCAGGGCUGCCCUGUCUUAUUGCAAUGUGGGCAAGAAUGAAAGUGCCGCCUGCCGCUCACUGUUAACACUCUGCAAAUGGCUGUUGGCCGACUGGAAGGAUAUGACGCCUCAGCUUAAACAGGUGGCGAAGAAAUCAGGAACGGUGAACUCAUCCAACGCUGCAGGCUCCAUGUCAGUGUUGAGCCAGAAUGUUGCUGCUUUGUUGGAGAUUCCUUUUGAAGAUCAAGGAGUUCCCCACAUCACAACUGAGACCUCAGUGAGUGUAGGUGUGGGGGAGCCAGAGUUUGUGUUGGGCCAACUCUACCAGCUUUCUGCCAGCCUGGCUCCAGAGGUUGCCAAGUCCUGGGCUGCCCUGGCCAGUUGGACUUACCGUUGGGGCAGGAAGGUGGUGGAUAAUGCCAGCCAAGGUGAAGGAUUACCUCUUCUUCCUGGAGAAAAAAAACAGAUAGAGGAUCUGCUGCCAGCAACGACCAGUGACGAAGACAAGGAGACAAUUUUCAGCAUUCUUGGUCAGGCGAUGUGUCGACCUGCUGGAAUACAGGACGAGGACAUGGCUCUGCAGCAGGAAGAUAAUGAGGACGACAUGGUAGACGUUAUCUGGCGGCAGCUUAUUAGCUCAUGUCCCUGGCUUGGCGACGUGGGCCAGGUUGUCACAGACGGUCUAAUCCAGGUGUGGAGAUGUGUGGUGGACCGCAUAUUCGGCCUCUACCGGGUCUCCUGCCAAGCAUAUUUCACCUUCCUCAAGCUCAAUGCUGGUCAGGUCCCUAUAGAUGAGGAUGACCCUAAACUCCUGCUGUCUUGUCAAAACACCAAACAGAGCAAUGACGAUAUGAUCGUCAUGGCAACCCUGCGUCUCCUUCGUCUGCUGGUGAAGCACGCUGGGGAAUUGAGAGAAGGCCUUGAGCUGGGCUUAGCUUCAACUCCUACAGCACCCUGGAGAGGUAUUAUCCCCCAGCUGUUUUCCCGUCUCAACCACCCAGAGGCGUACAUACGACAAAGCAUAUGCAGUCUACUAUGUCGAGUAGCCCAAGACUCCCCACAUCUCAUCCUGUACCCAGCUAUUGUGGGUUCACUUUCCUUGGGUGGAGAGGCUCAGAAUUCAGGAAGCAAACUGCCUUCGGCUCUGCCUACCUUCUUGGGCAGUAUGCAGGAAGAGGGCCUUGGUGGAGAGGAGGAGCAGUCACAAAGUGGUGGACAUGGAGGUGAUUCAGAGGAGCUGGCAUCCUUUUGCUCUAGGCAAGACCAAGCCAUGAUGCAGGACUGUUACAGCAAGAUUGUAGAGAAGCUGUCCUUAGCCAACCCCAUAAUGGUGCUACAGGUCCAGCAGCUGGUGGGUGAGCUGCGCAGAGUAACCCUACUGUGGGAUGAACUAUGGCUGGGUGUGCUACAACAGCAGCACAUGCAUGUCCUCCGUAGGAUCCAACAACUGGAGGACGAGGUGAAAAGAGUUCAGAACAACAAUACACUGCGCAGAGAUGAAAAGAUAGCCAUCAUGCGCGAGAAGCACUCUGCUUUGAUGCGUCCCGUGGUUUUUUCCCUGGACCACGUCUGCAGCAUCACAUCGGCUCCGGCAGAAACUCCACACGAGACCUGGUUUCAGCAAACUUAUGGCGAUGCCAUCACUUCUGCCUUGGAGCGCCUGAGAAACCCCACCAACCCUGCUAACCCUGCAAGCAGCUGGCAGCCUUUCAAACAGGUCAUGAUAAGCCUGCAGCAACGCGCGCAGAAGCGAGCCAGCUACCUGCUUCAUUUGGAUGAGAUCAGCCCCCGUCUAGCAUCUAUGACCACAACAGAGAUGGCCUUACCAGGUGAAGUGUCUGCAACAGACACUGUCACAAUACAGAAUGUGGGCAACACCAUCACCAUCCUGCCUACCAAGACCAAGCCCAAGAAACUCUUUUUCCUGGGCUCAGACGGUCGCAACUACCCUUACCUCUUUAAAGGUCUCGAAGACUUGCACUUGGAUGAGCGCAUCAUGCAGUUCUUGUCCAUUGUCAACACCAUGUUCACCAAAAUCAACCAGCAGGAACAGCCACACUUCCAUGCUUGCCACUACUCCGUCACCCCCCUUGGGACGCGGUCAGGGCUCAUACAGUGGGUGGAUGGAGCAACACCGCUUUUUGGCCUCUACAAGCGCUGGCAGCAGAGGGAGGCGAUACUGCAGGCUCAGAAGGCUCAGGACUCAUUCCAGCAGCAACCAGUGCCUCCAGUGCCUCGCCCCAGUGAGCUGUAUUACAGUCGAAUUGGGCCAGCGCUAAAGGCAGUGGGGCUGAGUCUAGAUGUGACCAGACGAGACUGGCCACUUAGUGUCAUGAAGGAGGUACUGAAGGAAUUAAUGGAGGCCACACCGUCCAACCUGCUAGCCAAGGAGCUGUGGUGUUCCUGCACUACGCCCAGUGAGUGGUGGAGGGUCACUCAGUCCUACGCCAGGUCGACAGCAGUCAUGUCAAUGGUGGGUUACAUCAUUGGCCUUGGUGAUCGUCACCUUGACAAUGUCUUGAUUGACAUGACCACCGGGGAGGUGGUGCACAUUGACUACAACGUAUGCUUUGAAAAAGGAAAGAGUCUGCGGGUGCCUGAAAAAGUCCCUUUCCGGAUGACCCACAACAUUGAGUCUGCUCUUGGGGUCACUGGGGUGGAAGGAAUCUUUAGGCUUUCCUGUGAACAGGUGGUUCAGAUGAUGCGUCGAGGCAGAGAGACUCUUCUGACCCUGCUGGAGGCCUUUGUGUAUGACCCCCUGGUAGACUGGACUGCUGGGGGGGAGGUGGGCUUUGCUGGUGCAGUGUAUGGAGGAGGUGGCCAACAGGCAGACAGCAAGCAGAGCAAGAGGGAGAUGGAAAGAGAUAUCACACGCUCCCUCUUUUCCUCCAGGGUAGCCGAAAUUAAGGUGAACUGGUUUAAGAAUCGUGAUGAGAUGUUUGCAGUGCUGCCACAAGUAGAAGAGGCUGUGGAGGAAUACUUGGUUCUGCAGGAGCUCCUCUGCCAGGGGGAGAAGCUACAAGCCAAACUACAGGAGGAGACUGCCUUCCUGGAGGGAGCAGAGAACCACCCAGACCACCUCAUUGAGAGCCUGGAGCAGAGGUACACUGAACACACCCAGCUGCAGUCACGGCAGCGAACUGUACAGGAGGCCAUUCAAAGCAAGCUGACUGACCUGGACCAGUGGAUCUCCCAGUACCAGACAGCAUUCGCCAACCUGGAGGCAACCCAGCUAGCCAGUCUUUUGCAGGACAUCAGCAGCCCCAUCGAGCUUGGUCCUCCUAGCUAUGUUCCAGCCACUGCCUUCUUGCAGAAUGCAGGCCAGGCCCAGCUGAUCAGCCAGUGUGAGAGCCUUGAGGCAGAAGUAAGUGCCUUGCUGCAGCAGCGUCGUGGGGCUCUUCAUGGAUGCCUGGAGCAGCUGCACAGCUAUGCCACAGUGGCUUUGUUGUACCCACGCUCAACCCUGGCGCUCCACCGGGCACACCAGUGGAAGGCCUGGUUGGAAGAACUGCUCAACGAUAUGACAGUGGAGCACUGCCAGCAUAUUUAUAGACAAUACGAGGUGUUAUUCACCCCCCAGCCUGCCCCUGCCUCCUGCCAGUUCCUGACCAGUGUGGAGUUAACUUUGCAGCACCAAGUGGCUGAGGCCAAUGAACGCGUGAUGCACCAGACGGAGCGCGUGAAGGCUGAAGGUACGACUGUAGAAGCCUGUGAAGAGCAACUGCAAGAGAUCGAACGCUGCAUCACGGUCUUCCUCCAUGAGAACGGGGAAGCGGGCUCCCUCAGCCUGGCUGCCAUCAUUACCUCUGCCCUUUGCACACUCUGCAGGCGUAAUCUUGUCAUGGAGGGGGCAGCAGCCAGUGCUGGAGAGCAGCUGGUCGACCUGACGUCUCGGGAUGGGGCUUGGUUUUUAGAGGAGCUCUGCAGUAUGGUUGGAAAUGUCAGUGCCUUAGCUACACUGCUGCAGAGCUGCCCACUACUGCCCCAUGAUCUGGACUUACCUGCCCCUUCAGCCAUCACUGAGGCUGUGUACCUGGCCAGUGCUGUGUACACCUGCUUACAGGAAUUGAAUUCCAACUUCCGUCAGAUAAUUUUCCCAGAGGCUCUGCGCUGCAUGAUUAAAGGAGAGGCCACCCUAGAGUCCAUGUUGACGGAGCUGGAGCAGCUGGUGGAGCAGAGCUCUGAUGGUCUGGGCCUGCAGGGCAUGGCAAACAGUCUGCUGGCUAGCACAGGCUUGAAUAAUGACGGGCACAACCACUGCCUCCACAUCACCAGCAUGCUGCGUGCUCAGUACUCAGAGCUGAUCCAGCCCCGCACUAUGGAUGGACCAGGGCAGGACACACCAAAGAUGUCUGCUGGACAAAUGUUGCUGGUGGCCUUUGAUGGCAUGUUCACCCAGCUGGAGACAGCGUUCGGCCAACUCACUGAGAAGCUGAGUACUUUGGAGGUGCCAUCUGCCUGGAGGAAGGUGGAUGUUCUGAGGGAAGCACGGGCAACGCAGCCCCAUUUCUUUGACAGCCUGAAUCAGCGACAGCUGAUGGAAGAAGUCUUCUUUCUCAGGAGACUGCAAGCCAUCCAAGAUUUCUUCAGGCUCUGUUCUUCCUUUGCUCAGACUCUGUCUGGUACGUGCCCUCCAGCAGAGGAGCUUUUACCUACAAAUGGACCGGCUGGUUUAGGAAAUCCACUGUAUCGCCGGCCCAAUGCUGCAGGCUUGGGAGUGGCAGUGGUCAAUGAGGAACAGAUGUCUCGGCCUAUCAAGACAUUCACAGCAGAGUUUGUUCGGCAGAUGCUAAUGGGGCUGCCCAGUCAGGCCCUCGGUUUGGUCCUCUGCAGCACCCUCUCUGCGUUUGGGCUCGACAUUGUUACUCAGGUGGAGGCAAAAGACUUCGGAGCAGAGAGCAAGGUCUCGUUGGAUGAGCUCUGUAAGAAAGCAGUGGAGCAGUGCGUGGCAGAGGGCCACGUCUCCCAACUGCUGCUGAACAGAGCCACAGUCCUAGCCUCCUCCUAUGACACAGCCUGGAAGAAAGUGGACCUGCUCAGGAGGUUGGAAGCUAACCUGGAGGCUGCCAAGGCCAGUCUGCAGAGGAGCCAGCUUCACAUCGCCAUGUUCCAGUGGCAGCAUGAGGAUGUUCUGAGCCCCAACAACCAGCCCCUGAGUGUCAGCAUCCCCCCUCGCUCCGUCAUCCUCAGCAACAUGAAGAAGAAACUGUACAAGCUUAGCCAAGAUGAGGCAGCUAUCGUUGCCAUUCAGGAGAAGUUGGCAUUACUGGAUGCCAGCAUUGAGCAGCGUCUGAAGUGGGCUGGUGGUGCCAACCCAACUCUGGCCCCUGUCCUGCAGGACUUUGAGAUGACCAUCCGGGAGAGACGAGCAGUGAUAGCAAGAGAAAACCAACGCACCAAUCAGGUCACUUUCUUGUGCUCCACUAUCCUGAACUUCGAAGGUCUUCGGACUCGAUCCCCUGAGGCUCUCAGCAUGGACGCAGCACUGUUUGAAAUGCUAAAACGCUGCCAGCAAACCUGUUCCUAUGCUUCCCAGUUUAGCAGCACUGUGUCUCCACUGGAGCUCCAACUACUGCACAGACUGGGGCCACUGCUGGACCUGCCAAUAGGCAGCCCUGACUGGCUGCGCUGUGCUAAAAGGCAGCUGGAGGAGGAGUUGAGGACUGAGCAGAGGACUCAGGAGGAGAGAGAGCAGCAGCUGGAGUCCUAUGGAGAGACACUACAGCUCCUGGUGGACUCCAUCAAAACCAUACUGUCCAACCACAAUCGGCAGCUCGCCGACGUCAAGCACCUGCUGAAAGCUAUGGCUAAGGACGAGGAGGCGGCUUUGGCAGAUGGCGAAGAGGUGGCGUAUGAGGGCAGCGUGCGUCACUUCCUGUUGGAGUACAAAGCCUGGCAGGAUAAUAUCCAGCUGGUGUUGUUCACUGUGGUACAGACCAGCGGGCAACCCCGCAGCCAGGAGCAGCUUGAACUUCUGGAGGAGAUUCCUGGUACCCUGAAGGAGCUCCAGACCCAGAGCCAGAGUGUCUAUAAUGGCCUGGUGAGCUUCGCCUCUCCGCUGGUGACAGACAGUGACUGUGCUAGCCCCGUUCCUGCAGCACAGACCACCUUUGCAGCAGCUGUUAGAUGCAGUGGAGUGAAGACUCAGCCUGACUCAAUGUCCCAGAAUGCACGCAAGGCUCUGCCACGUAACUUGGGAACCCCCACUGAGACCCCACCCAGCACACUGCUGACGAACAGCAAGGGCCUCAAUCCAAGUCCCAAGAGGGCCAUACGGGAUCCUAAAACAGGAAGAGCUGUUCAGGAGAGGAACUCGUAUGCAGUCAGUGUGUGGAAGAGGGUGAAAGCCAAGCUGGAGGGCAGAGACAUUGAUCCCAACAGAAGGAUGAGUGCCACAGAGCAGGUGGACUUUGUCAUCAAGGAGGCCACCAACUUAGACAACCUGGCCCAGCUGUACGAGGGCUGGACUGCCUGGGUGUGACUGCUGUGCUGUGUUAUGUCUCUGUCCAGCGAAAGCUUGGAGAUCAACCAGAGUCGAGCAGGUCUGGGGGUGUCGGAACAGCAGCACCAAGCCACACUAGGGAGAGGAAAUGGGAAGCGGAUGCUUAGUCCGCCCUUCCAAACUCCUGGGCACCCAAACUGGGGUGGCGACCUAGUAGCUCCGCUGCAACCACACUCCUCCAACUACCAGCGAUGAGGCUAACGAUGCUUUUUGGGCCUGCAGCCCCACUUCCUUCUGGGGUGUUGACCAGGUAAAGCAGCACCGAACGGGGGAGUGGGAAAGGAGGGAAAAGGCCUCCUUACUCUCAACUCGGAGAGACCGUCCCCCCUCACAUGCAUAGCUCACCAUCCAGUUGUACCCAUAAACAUCGCUGCGUCCUACAAAGUCACUCAUAGUCUACCUUGAGGGCAGGACGAAGCUGGGAGUGAGCUGGUUUCCUCUGAAGCACCCAGCUGACAUGCUGUGGGUAGGACUUCAACAGGGCUGAAGCUCAGAUGCGCCCACACUUGUUUUUCUGUAAUCUUUUCCUCCAUAGCAUUCUGAUUCUGAUUGGCCAAUGGGUGACACGGCUGGGUGGGAAUGAUAGGAGCACGAGUCAGCCGAACCUCUAAAGCUACAUGGACCCCCACCAGAAAUUUAAAGUAAAGAGGUGGGACGUAGGUGAAAUGUACUUUAAAUGAUGAACAUUGAAGACUUUCUGAAAUAUGAUCCAAUUCACAGAAUAAAUGAUGGACAUGAUUUCUCAGGAGGGUUCUUUGUAUUUUUGUGGACCUGAAACCUGCCUCACCUGUCGUAUGGUAACGUUUUGGAUGACCUGUGUGUGUGUGUAGGUGUCCGUAUGUUUGAGGUUAGAACAGGCACAUCAGGUGAACAUUACCUUAUCGUUACCUUCAGUGUGUAUAGUGUAGUUACCGUGUUGUGCUUUGUAACUAUCUUCAGUCCUUCUUUUGACACAACAGUAGUUCUUGGUACUCCUGUCUUCUUUUGACUUGCCUGUCACGAGCUGUUCCCUGCUUUAGUCAUAUUCACUCCCCGUCCCCAAUGCCUGCUUUUUAUUAUUAUUGACCUGGUUUUACAUUUUUAGUGCAAGACUUAUGUUUUUGGUGAUGGUGCAAAAGGUUAAUUCUUAAAGAUUUUAUUGGAUUUUGUUGGAUGCCAAAUAAAUAUAGAAGUGAGAA